Drosophila willistoni is the source of this 1799-nucleotide messenger RNA. RefSeq names its product pH-sensitive chloride channel 2 (gene SecCl). The coding region runs from base 26 to 1576 and encodes 516 amino acids. Gene Ontology annotation, molecular function: extracellular ligand-gated monoatomic ion channel activity; chloride channel activity; transmembrane signaling receptor activity. Lineage: Eukaryota; Metazoa; Arthropoda; Insecta; Diptera; Drosophilidae. Gene Ontology annotation, biological process: chloride transmembrane transport; nervous system process; regulation of membrane potential. The transcript has 6 exons. Gene Ontology annotation, cellular component: neuron projection; synapse; membrane. The record is from RefSeq and is a predicted model, not a curated record.
UCAAUAUUGUUUCUGUUUUGUAAAAAUGAAGAAUUUAUAUUUUAUGCACUUUACAAAAGUAUUAUUAAUCACAUUAAUAUUCAGCAUAAUACAAACAUCAAUCAGUGCGGCAACAAAUGACACAAUUGACGAGGAGGAAGAAUGUCCCAGUUUAUCGAAUGCAGCCAGUUUGCAGCAGACGCAACUUAUACAAAGAUUAACCCAUGUCUGUCGAUAUGAUCGUCUAGAGCGACCCAUUGAGUAUAACAAUGUGACAUUGGAACGUUUACCGAUUGUGGUUAAGACCCGCAUCUAUGUAUAUUUUUUGCAAAAUCUCAACUCGGAUUUGUUGCAAUUCAAAAUGCAUGCCCUAUUGCAAUUAAGUUUCCAGGACAAGAGAUUGGCCUAUAAGGAAUUCGAGCGGACUGACAAUAUAUUGGGGCAAAAGCAUUUAAGCGAACGCCUCUGGUUGCCACACAUAUUCUUUGCCAAUGAACGUGAAUCCUCGAUACUUGGAACGGAUGAGAAGGAUGUCUUAACUUCGCUAUCGCCGGAGGGCAAUGUCAUCAUAUCGACACGAAUGCAGGCCUCGCUCUAUUGUUGGAUGAAUUUCAAAAAGUUUCCAUUCGAUCAGCAAUAUUGUUCAACAGUUUUGGAGAGUUGGAUGUACAACACAUCCGAUUUGUUAUUGGAAUGGGAACAAGAGUCACCCAUAUCAUUUGAUCCCGAAAUGCGUCUUACUGAAUAUAAUAUGGGCAAAUAUUGGCAUAAUACGACAGUUGUUCAUUCGGAUAUGGUUAAUUUGCGGCAUGGAGCUUUCAAGGGUGAUUAUAGUUCAUUGAGUUUUACGGUCAACUUGAAGCGUGAGAUUGGUUUCUAUCUGUUGGACUAUUAUCUGCCUUCCAUGAUGAUAGUGGCCAUAUCAUGGGUUUCAUUCUGGCUUCAGGCAGAUGCCUCUCCGCCGCGCAUUAUGUUGGGCACUAGCACCAUGUUGUCAUUCAUAACGCUGUCCUCGUCGCAGAGCAAAACAUUGCCCAAAGUUAGCUAUAUUAAAGUGUCGGAAAUUUGGUUUAUCGGUUGCACCUUCUUCAUUUUUGGCAGUCUGGUUGAAUUCGCUUUUGUCAAUACGAUAUGGCGACGCAAGGAGAAUAUUGAACUGAAGAAGGUCAAUAGUAAAUAUAUCAUCAAGUCCACAUUGACACCACGACCAGCUAGGCGACAAAUUGGCGGUAGUUUGAGUAGCGAUUCGCGAGCUAGGUCCUGCUCCAGUUUGGACAACAUUGUGUCCAGCACGGAGAGUGUACGUAAUGGCAAUGGCAACGUGAAUCAGGGCUUUAACAAUUACCUAACCGUUCAUCCAAAUUUACCCAUCAUUAAGACCGAGUGUGCCGACAAUGUUUCCAUUUCCAGUGAAAGGACAAACAGCAAUGAUCACAUUGUUGAUAUUGACAAGGACAAGAAGGAGACACCGCCAACAUUUACCACCAUGACGCCACAGGAGAUAGCCAUGUGGAUUGAUAGGCGAUCACGAUUUGUGUUUCCAGUCAUGUUUCUAAUUUUCAAUGCCCUCUAUUGGACAUUUGUUUAUGUAUUAUAAGAAACGAAAUGAAAUUUAUAUAUAUAUAUAUAUAUUUAUAUACAUGCAUACAUAUAUACUAUAUAUCAUCGCAGAAUUGUUGCCAUAAAUGUGAAAUCUUGUCGUCUUUUGUGUUUGAUCAUGUUUUUUUUUAUACAAAUAAUAAUUUUAAUUAAUUGUAAGGUGCCUCAUCUCAUAGUUGUACAAAUGUUGCUCAUAAACAAAUUACUUUUGACAUGAUAAA